This is a messenger RNA of Hydra vulgaris (swiftwater hydra), 860 nucleotides long. RefSeq lists its product as uncharacterized. The record is from RefSeq and is a predicted model, not a curated record. NCBI's taxonomy places the organism in Eukaryota, Metazoa, Cnidaria, Hydrozoa, Anthoathecata, Hydridae.
AAUUUUAAAUUAACUAUUGAAAUUGUAUUUAAUAUAUUUAGGUGAAUAUAAAGUUGGUGCGCGACUUCUCCAUCAGCGCCAUUGAGGAAAUUGACGAUGACGAAGGCGAUUUUUCAGUAGAAACUGAUGAGUUUGACGAAAAUGGUAAUUCUACAGCGGACAAUGCAGCAGCAGUCUUGGCAAGUAUAGUUGCCGGUAGCAUGAGUGUUAUACAUCUUCAAAGAUGUGCUGUCCACUUUUUACAGUUAGCCGUGAAUGAUGCAUUGAAGAGGCCCACAAUAAAAAAUCUUAUUAGUCAUGCGAGAGAAGUUGUGAAAACUGCAAGAAAUUCUAAGUGGAUUGACUUCUUCAGGGACCAAGUUACACAUCUUGUUCCAAUUUUAGAUCAGGCUACCCGUUGGUCUAGCCAGUUCAAUAUGAUUGAGAGGCUAAUUAAGAUUCGACCAGUAAUUCAAAAUUUGAAUAUGCAAAAAGAAGCUCCAAAAGAAUUUAAUGUGCAACCAUAUCUUUGGGGAAUGUGGGAGGAAUUGAGAGAUAUAUUGCAAAUGGCACGCGAUCUUACUAUUCGUCUUCAGCGUGAAAACAUCACAGCAGGUGAAUUCCUUUUUGAUUGGAAUUCAAUAAAGUGUGAACUAGACGGGAAGGACAGCGACUUUCCUGAAAGGAAUGGAUAAUAGAGAGAGCGCACUACGCGAAAAUUCGUUGUUUCUUGCAGCAGUUUACGUGGAUAUUAGGCAUGGCUGUAUGCUGACAGCAACUGAAGACAAGAUAGCUGCAGCUGAUGGACUUUGGAAAAUUAAUUACAAACUGAUUCAACUGGCUAAUAAAAAUAAGAAUGAUGAACUGAACAAAACCAAAAA